Messenger RNA from Zingiber officinale, 1272 nucleotides. RefSeq names its product serine carboxypeptidase II-3-like. Gene Ontology annotation, molecular function: serine-type carboxypeptidase activity. Bases 1 to 1272 code for a protein of 423 amino acids. The record is from RefSeq and is a predicted model, not a curated record. Gene Ontology annotation, cellular component: vacuole. The transcript is spliced from 7 exons. Lineage: Eukaryota; Viridiplantae; Streptophyta; Magnoliopsida; Zingiberales; Zingiberaceae. Gene Ontology annotation, biological process: proteolysis.
AUGAAGAAGCGAAGUUUUAGCUGUCUCUUCUUCUUCUUCUUCUUCUUCUUCUUACAAUGCGGAGCUUCUGGCACAGUGCGGCAAGGAUAUGUGCUGAACAACGGAGCAGGGAGGUCUUCUUCUUCUUCUUCAUCGUCAUGGGCGAGCAGUCUCCUUUCGGUAUCCGACCAGGAGUCGAAGGUCUAUGACAAUAGUGGGCUAAAGGAGGCCGACAAGGUCGUUCGGCUGCCCGGCCAGCCAAAUGGCGUGCAUUUCGAUCAGUACGCAGGGUAUGUCACUGUCGACAGAGCCCACGACCGGGCUCUGUUUUACUACUUGGUUGAGGCAGCCGAGUGCAGCGGGUCAAAGCCUCUUGUGCACUGGUUCAAUGGAGGGUCGGGAUGUUCGUCAUUGGGGCACGACGCCAUGCAGGAGCUCUGGCCGUUUCGAGUCAUGAGCUACGACAAGACUCUGUAUAGGAAUCCCAAUGCUUGGAACGUAGUGGCGAACGUCUUGUUCCUGGAGAGCCCCGCCGACAUCGACUUCGCCUACUCUAACACCACGUCGGACUACGCCACGAGCGGCGACUGUAGGACGAUGAUUGACGCUAUGGUUUUCCUCAUCAACUGGUUCGAGCAGUUCCCGGAGUAUAAGGGGAAGGACUUGUUCAUCACUGGCGAGAUCUACACCGGGCACUACGUCCCCCAGCUUAUCGGGAACGCGGUGAUAGACGAGGAGACGAAUAACAAGGGGUUUCUCGACUACUAUUGGACGCACGCGUUCUUAGCCAACGAGACCAUCGUUGCGAUCCACAAGUUCUGCAAUUUAUCACCGGGCGCACAACUGCAACCUCCUGAGUGCAACCGGGCUGUCGCUGAGUCAAACCACGUCUUCACGGAAGUGAACGUCUACAACAUAUACAAACCGCUGUGCUUCUCGUCGGGCGUGACGCCAACUCCAAAGUUGCCCUCGUUACUCAAUGUAAUUAAAUUGCACAAAUGGAGAAGGGUGGCUUAUGAUCACGGCCAUUCUACAUUCGAUGGUGCCUUUGAUGGAAGAGUUCCUGUUACUUCCACAAGAUACUCUCUCAACAAGCUAAAGCUUAAAGUGAAGAUUCCAUGGAGAGCUUGGAUGCUUAACAGUGAGGUUGGAGGAUGCAUUGUGGUUUAUGAUCACAAUUUGACAUUUGCAAUUGUUCAGGGUGCAGGGCAUAAUGUUCCAAGCUAUCAGCCAGCUCGAGCUUUGGAGAUGAUCACGAGGUUCCUUAAGGGCUGCGUCUCCUUGUUGUUUUAA